Molecule: messenger RNA, 2497 nt
Organism: Erinaceus europaeus (western European hedgehog)
Lineage: Eukaryota; Metazoa; Chordata; Mammalia; Eulipotyphla; Erinaceidae
Gene: TLNRD1
Product: talin rod domain containing 1
Exons: 1
Coding region: 28-1974 (648 amino acids)
Molecular function (GO): actin binding
Source: RefSeq, a predicted model, not a curated record
CGCAGUGGGUGCUAUUCCUGGCUUUCCAUGGGAAGCAGGCAGGGGUCGCCUCCAGAUGCCACUAGCUGGACAACUGGGAGAUACUCCCACCUACUGACGCCUCGGGCCACUAUUGGAGACCCAGAGUGGCCCCCCCGGACCUUUGACACUGGGGUCCCUGUGCGAAAGGGAGGUGGCCAGUCGAGCGGGCCUGGGACAAGGAAAGUCAGCCUGCGCCCCCCGGCCGCCGCCGCCACACUGCCCGCCCGGUCCCCGGUCCCUCCCCCCACCCUGGCCCCGCCCCUCCCGCAGGCCGAGCCCCCGCCGGGGAGGGGCGCCGGCGGCAUCCGGGGCGGGGCGCGCGGAGGAAGCGGGGUGACGCCACACAAAGCUCCCAGAGGCGGCGACGGGACGCGGCGGCCGAAGCCGGCGACACUCUCCGGCCGCGUCCCCCGCCCGGCAUGGACUCGCCCGCCCGCCCGCCGCGCCCCGUUUCCCGCCGCUGACCGCUACCCCGGACGGCCGCCGGCCCCGCCCGCGCCCCAGGGACGAUCAUGCGCCCCCCGCGCGAGUCCCGGCCGGGGGGACCCCGCCGCUGACCGCGCCCCGCCCCGGACAGGCCGGAGGAGGAAGGAAGGAAAGAAGGAAAGAAAAGAGGACAACUCCCAGCGCCCGCGCCGCCCAUGCCCGUGCGCCAGGCCCGCGCCCCCCGCGCCCCGCAGGACACGAUGCCGCGCGGCCGGGCCCUGCGCCGCGGGGGCGCACUCGGCGGGUUCCAUGGCUAGCGGCGCCGGCAGGACCAGCGGCGAGGCGGCGGCCCUCGGAGGUCCCGGAUCCCCCGCGGCCCCAGGACCCCCCGAGCCCCCCGCUGCGCUCCCCGGACCCGCUGGACCCUCCGAACCCCUCGAGCCCCCCGGACCCGCGGAGCCUCUCGGACCCUCCGAACCCCUCGAGCCCCCCGGAGCCCUCGGACCCGCCGAGCCCCCCGGACCUUGCGCGCCCUCGGGGCCCGGCGCGCAGGCGCGCAGGCGGCUGGUGGCGGUGUGCGAGCAGAGCAAGGGCCGCAUGCAGCUGGCGGCCGAGCUGCUGCUGCUGUCCAGCGAGGCGCGGCCCGUGCUGGCCGACGGCGCCGAGUCCUUCGAGCAGUGCCGGGACGCGCUCAUCGCGCGCACCAAGGGGCUGUCCAUCCUGACGCACGCCGUGCAGACGCAGCUCAACAUGGGCCGCCUGGCCGAGGCGGCCGAGCGCCUGCGCGAGCUGGCCGAGCUGGUGGUGGCGCUGACCGAACGCGCCGCGCACGCUGCCUACCUGGCGGCCGUGGCCACGCCGGGCGCGCUGCCCGCGCAGCCGGGGCUGGUGGACCGCUACCGCGUGGCGCGCUGCCGCCUGGAGGUGGAGCAGGGCUGCGCCGUGCUGCGCGCCACGCCGCUGGCCGAGCUGGCGCCGCCGCUGCUGCUCGAGGUGUCGCAGGGCCUGUCGCGCAGCCUGCGCGCGCUCGCCGAGGCCUGUGCGCGCGCCGCCCAGCGCGCCCGGGACCGCUUCGCGCGCGAGCACUUCCGGCGGGGCGUGCGCUGCGUGAGCGCGGGCGGCGCGGCGCUGCUGGGCUGCGUGCGCGAGCUGAAGGCGGCGCCGAGCGAGCGUGCCCGCGCCCGCUGCGCGCUCUUCUGCGGGCCGCUGCUGCAGGCCGUGGGCGCGCUGGCCGCCUUCGCCGCCGAGCCGCAGUUCCUGGGCCGGCCGGCCGCGCUGGGCGCCCCGGGGCGCGCGGUGCAGACGGCCGUGCUGGGCGGCGCCAUGAGCGUGGUGUCGGCCGCCGUGCUGCUCACGCAGGGGCUGCGCGACCUGGCGCUGCUGCCCGCCGGCGGCGCCCGCAUGGCCGAGCUCCGCGAGCGACUGCGCCACGCCGCCUGCGCCGUGGCCGAGGGCUGCACGCUGCUCACCCAGGCGCUGCGGGACCGCUGCUCGCCGCGCACGCUGCCCGCGGGCGCGGGGGACUGACCGGGGCUGAGCGCCGGGGGGCGGAGGUGGGGGGUGGUGGUGCUGAGCAGCGGGGUUGCGCGCCAGGGCCCGGGCACUGAGCGGCGGGAAUGGACACCAGUGCGAGGGAGCGAUCGGCUGUGGUGGGCAGUGGACUGACGCCUGGGGCCAGGCUGCCCGCCCAGGACUGACCAGCCGGGCUGUGCAAGGGAGGUGGGCACCGCGCGGGACACCUGGACCCGGGGACGGGGCUGCCUGCCCAGGACUUGAUGGCCAGCCUCCGCCAAACACUCACCAGACUAUGAAAGAGGCGGCCCCACCCUGGACGCCUGCACCGGGACCCCGGACGCAGCUACAGGCCCACCUGCCGUGGACCCGAGCCCCAGGCCUCCCCUGCCCACUGCGCCCAGGCCUGUCUGGUCGGGUCUCUGGGAUCUGUGCCCAGACUGAAGGUUACCCCAGUCCCUUGCCUGGAUGCCCCCCCUGUGUGCGUGUGCUGUGAGCACUGGACUAUUUAUUUAAGCCAUUAAAGCCGUGUUUCUCA